CCCCCUAUUCCCCAUCCCCAUCCCCCGGUUUUCCUUUCAGCGUGGUUCUCCUCUCGGUGGCAAGAGCUGCCUUUUGAAGCAGCACAUUCAUUCUCCCCUUCAAGCACCCAUAAGUCUCAUUUGCCAGCUCCAGAACCAUGGCAACAGAAGAAAAGAAGCCAGAUGCAGAAUCCACCAAAACACAAUCUACUCCUUCCUCCUCGACCAAUCAGAGCAAGCCUGCCCCAGUAAAGCCCAACUAUGCUCUCAAGUUCACGUUAGCAGGACACACAAAGGCAGUGUCAUCAGUCAAGUUUAGUCCUAAUGGAGAGUGGCUUGCCAGCUCCUCUGCUGACAAACUCAUUAAAAUUUGGGGAGCGUAUGAUGGCAAGUUUGAAAAAACAAUAUCUGGUCAUAAGCUGGGGAUCUCUGAUGUUGCUUGGUCAUCAGAUUCCAACCUCCUUGUCUCUGCCUCUGAUGACAAAACUCUCAAAAUAUGGGAUGUAAGCUCGGGUAAGUGCUUAAAGACAUUGAAAGGGCACAGUAACUACGUUUUCUGCUGCAAUUUCAACCCUCAGUCAAACCUCAUCGUUUCUGGCUCAUUUGACGAAAGCGUGAGGAUAUGGGAUGUGAAAACAGGGAAGUGCCUCAAGACGUUGCCUGCUCACUCUGACCCAGUUUCAGCUGUGCAUUUUAAUCGUGAUGGAUCCCUGAUAGUGUCAAGUAGCUAUGAUGGACUCUGUCGUAUCUGGGAUACAGCAUCAGGCCAGUGCUUGAAAACACUGAUUGAUGAUGAUAACCCUCCUGUGUCUUUUGUGAAGUUCUCACCAAAUGGCAAAUACAUAUUAGCUGCAACUUUGGACAACACUCUUAAACUUUGGGACUACAGCAAAGGAAAGUGCCUGAAGACCUACACAGGACACAAAAAUGAGAAGUACUGCAUAUUUGCCAAUUUCUCUGUCACCGGUGGAAAGUGGAUUGUGUCUGGUUCAGAAGACAACCUGGUUUAUAUCUGGAACCUUCAGACAAAAGAGAUUGUACAGAAACUACAAGGACACACAGAUGUUGUCAUCUCCACAGCUUGUCACCCAACAGAAAACAUCAUCGCAUCAGCGGCGCUAGAAAACGACAAAACAAUUAAACUGUGGAAGAGUGACUGUUAAACGUUCCAGGAUUGCUUUAGAGACUGUCAGGAUUAAAAAAAAGUUUUUAAAAAAAUUAUUAAAAAAUAAAAACACCCAUAAAUCCAGUUUGGCAGGAAACCUGAAGAAUAUUUGAUAAAGUGGUUUCUGUUAGUCUUGGCCCAAAGAAAACAUCUUAGCUCUGCUAGAGCUGGGCAACGUGGUG
This is a messenger RNA of Onychostruthus taczanowskii (white-rumped snowfinch), 1326 nucleotides long. It is a transcript of the gene WDR5, whose product is annotated as WD repeat domain 5. The transcript has 14 exons. NCBI's taxonomy places the organism in Eukaryota, Metazoa, Chordata, Aves, Passeriformes, Passeridae. Gene Ontology annotation, cellular component: Set1C/COMPASS complex. The record is from RefSeq and is a predicted model, not a curated record. Bases 138 to 1142 code for a protein of 334 amino acids. Gene Ontology annotation, molecular function: histone binding.